Messenger RNA from Trachymyrmex cornetzi, 831 nucleotides. Its product is annotated as odorant receptor 13a-like. The transcript has 5 exons. The coding region runs from base 1 to 831 and encodes 276 amino acids. NCBI's taxonomy places the organism in Eukaryota, Metazoa, Arthropoda, Insecta, Hymenoptera, Formicidae. Gene Ontology annotation, cellular component: plasma membrane. Gene Ontology annotation, biological process: detection of chemical stimulus involved in sensory perception of smell; sensory perception of smell. Gene Ontology annotation, molecular function: olfactory receptor activity; odorant binding. The record is from RefSeq and is a predicted model, not a curated record.
AUGUUGAAGAUUUCAAGAUGUGGCAGAAGUUUAUCCUUUAGAUGUUGUUUGUCCGCGGCGUGCUUGAUUACAUUUUACCUUUCUUUGUAUUUACUGAAAUUCUUUCAAACUAUAAACCAGCCUCAACGGAACCUCGUCUACCAAUUAGGAAAUCUUCAAAGCAGUCCAUUCUACGAAAUCACCUAUUUUAUUCAACUAUCCGGAGGAACAUAUUCAGUUCUCGCUAAUUACAUCAUUGACAGCUUUGUUUCGAUACUCGUACUACAAGUGUGCGCGCAACUGAUAAAUCUACGGACAACGCUGAACAAUCUGAUCGAUGAAUUAGUCAGCAAAUCUAUAUCUUCCUCGAGAUUUAGAGAAGGUUUAGCUGCGAUCGCUGUACGACAUAAUCAUCUCAUUAGGAACGCAAAGAUCAUCGACGGCUGCUACAGCCCAGUGUUAUUUGUGCAAGUGUUAGCUGCUACUUUUCAGAUAUGUGUCAUAACUUUUCGAGUUUUCACAAUAAUAACAGAUAAUAUGAAAGUGCCUGUUAUUAAAAUGACUUUUCUAUCAUUUUACUUUGUUGUUCUGUUGACAAAUAUGUAUGCAUACUGCUACUCAGCUGAAAGACUGAUGACGGAGAGCACCAAAAUGACAUACGGCGUGUAUGAAUGCAAGUGGUAUGACAUACCACCGAAAGACGCAAAAGACUUAAUGUUCAUUGUACAUCGAUCUAGGAUUCCCCUUAAAUUGACGAUUGGAAAAUUCGGAAUAUUUUCGUUACAAAUGUUCGGAACAAUUCUGAAAACAUCAAUGGGAUACCUAUCGGCAUUAUUAGCAAUAAAAGAUUAA